Chelonoidis abingdonii (Abingdon island giant tortoise) is the source of this 1689-nucleotide messenger RNA. NCBI's taxonomy places the organism in Eukaryota, Metazoa, Chordata, Testudines, Testudinidae. The record is from RefSeq and is a predicted model, not a curated record.
AUGAAGCAACCCUUAAUCAGGUCCCAGUUCGCUUGUACCUACAAGGAUGACCUGAUGACUGAGAAGAAGGGUCAGCACUUCUUCAGUAGGAGCCAAAUCCCAACUUGCGUACAUCCAGCACCAAAACAAAUGCUUUCUCUCUGUUUAGAAGCUGAGACUUUUUCAGAAGGUGUAAAGUCACCUCCUGAAAGACCAGCACUUGGAACCAGUUCUGAAAAUGUUCUUCAGAACAGAAGUAAAAGUGAAAAAGUAAAAAGUUGUCAGCCAAGAAACAAGAGCUCAAAGAGGAAACACAUGGCUCUGAAUAGUGAGAAAGUCAUCUGCAAUAAUGAAAAUGAACCAUCUCAGUACACAAAUGUUAAGAGACCCAAGAUAUCAAACAUACUACAGGAGAAAUUGGACAGCAGACUAGAUGGAGCACCAAAAAGCAACAAGGCUACAGCCAAAAAUAAAUUGAUUGCUGGGUUUGGAGGCAGUUUCCCAUCUGAAAGGAUCAGUGCCGCAAACGCCAAUAGAUAUCUUCUCUCCACCACUGACUGGCACCAAGGAGAGACCUGGACCAGUGCCUACUUCUGUUUCAGACAAUUAUAAUAAAUAUCAUUAGAGGUUCAUGAAAACUUACUUCAAAAUAGAAGUUUACCAAAUGCUUUCAAUUCUCAAUCAAACAACAAAAUUCAUGUUUUGGAUCAGUUUGAACCAGUUUGAUCAAAAUAGCAGGCUCUCUUUGCUCUCUUGUGGCCAGCAUGAAAUCCUAGAGCUAUAAUCCAUCCUUGGAUGGCUGAGGGAGGAAGGAAGAUAAGCUUUGGUUUAGGUUGAGCCUUUUUAAGAAAAUAAAAAAAACACUUAUCUGUGAGUUGGGAAGGGCACUUUUCUUCCCACAUUGUUGUUACUGAGGACUCUGCAGUUGCUAUUGUUUGGGGAGAAAGUCCUAUUAUCUAAAAGUCAUGGGGUAUGCUGUCACCAAAUGAAUGCCAAUUUUUUCGGGUAGGCUAAAAGACCUAAGACCUCCUCCUUGCUAAAACAAAGCUGUCAGUUGAGAGAAGAUCGAAAAUACAGCCCUUGGCCCCUUUUAAAAUUUAGCGGUGUCUGUCUGAUAGUUGAAGAAAAUGAAACAUGCUCAGUACGGUCUCCAACUCACAUUACAAAAAGCACAGUUGCUAUUUAUGGCUGUAGUAUCAGGUAAAGUCCAUAAAUUGUGGUCAGUACAGAUCGUAGAGAGUAUACUUGGCUUUUUCAGAUUUGGAGUAGCUUCCAUGGCUGCAGAGACUGAGCACAAGGUAGCUUCUGUCAGUCUACAGCCUCACAAAUUCAAUAGGUGCAUCUGUGUCCAAUGCAUCUAGGUGUUCACAAUCUAAAUAAAAUGCAUAUUUUUCCUUUUAGGCUUCAAAUACUCCACUUUUGGCAGAAAACUAAAAUCUUUUAAAUUACGACAACUAAGUUCAUAUUAUAAAUUGCUGCCUAAAAUCUUGUCUGUUAUCAAAUGACCUUUUCUUUUCAUGUUUAAUAUUAACAUAGUUCUUCUCAGUACCGCUUACAUCAGUAAUUUACAAUUAUUUUGAGUAACUCCUCCUGCUUUUACAUGGAAUCGUGUUACUGUGAAAUCAGACUUAAUCUAAAAUCUAAUGUGAAAUGCAAAAGUAAAUAAAUUUGGUCGAUGACGCUUAAUAUAGCUGGAACUUAUCUUUUAUU